UGUAAAAUGUAAUUGGACCGCUGUGGUUUAACUUUAACUGCUCGCUUCCUUGGCCUUUUGACGUUUCCUCCUACCAAAUUAAGUGGAUUUUCUUUAGCCAAAAAAUAGGGCGAAAAUGCCUCCAGGAGUUGAUAAACACUCGCCUGGUGCUAAAAUUGUCAAAGAGGGAUGGCUCCAGAAACGAGGUGAAUAUAUAAAGAACUGGAGGCCACGCUACUUCCAGCUUUGGAGUGAUGGAUCUUUCCUCGGGUAUAAAGACCCUGCCAAGACAGACGAAGAGCCGUUGAACAAUUUUACAGUACAAAAAUGUCAAAUAGUUAGAGCUGAAAAACCUAAACCUCAUUCCUUCUUCGUCAGAUGUUACCAAUGGACAACACUUGUUGAAAGACUGUUUCAUGUUGAAACCAACAGUGAAAGAGAGGAUUGGUUACGUUGCAUUCAGGAAGUCUCCAAUAACAUCCACGCCAAGGAAGAAGCGUUACCAGAGCAGAAGCAUGUCUCUGAAGGACGGAAAAUGUCAUUAGAUGACUUUGCAAUUUUGAAAGUUCUCGGAAAAGGCACAUUUGGCAAGGUGAUGCUUGCCAAACAAAAAACCACUGGUGAACUCUUUGCCUUAAAAGUUUUGAAAAAAGAAGUAAUUGUUGCUAAGGACGAAGUUGUUCAUACAUUGACUGAAAACAGAGUGUUGCAACAAUGCAAGCAUCCAUUUUUGACGGAGCUGAGGUAUUCGUUCCAAACGCGAGACAGAUUGGUGUUUGUCAUGGAAUACGUGAACGGCGGUGAGUUAUUUUUCCAUCUGUCAAAAGAACGUGUCUUCGGCGAAGAGCGGAGCAAGUUUUACGCGACAGAAAUUAUCUUGGCGGUACAAUAUCUUCACGAACAAGGGGUUGUGUACAGAGACCUGAAGUUGGAGAAUCUUCUUUUGGACGCGGAUGGUCACAUCAAGAUAACAGAUUUUGGUUUGUGUAAAGAAGAAAUAACGUAUGGUGCAACGACCAGGACAUUCUGUGGUACACCUGAAUAUCUUGCCCCAGAGGUCUUAGAAGACAGUGAUUAUGGUCGCUCAGUCGAUUGGUGGGGAGUGGGAAUCGUUAUGUAUGAAAUGAUGUGCGGUCGAUUGCCUUUCUACAGUCGAGACCACGAAGUGUUGUUUGAGCUUAUACUGACGGAGGAUGUAAAGUUCCCGCAACGUUUAUCAGACUUGGCCAAGGCAGUGCUUUCAGGAUUACUGGAAAAAAAUCCAAAAAAACGGUUGGGUGGUGAUAUUUCGGAUGCGAAUCAAAUUAAACGACAUCCGUUUUUCAGCGAUGUCGUAUGGGAUGAUGUUCUCAAUAAAAAGGUAAAACCCCCUUACGUACCAUCAAUAAAAGAUGAUCAAGACACGUCAUAUUUCGACAGAGAGUUCACAGAACAACCCGCCCAACUUACGCCCCCUGGAGUCGGAGGUGCCCUAGAUGGAAUUCCUGAAGAGGCAGACGUGCAAUUCCAGAAGUUUUCUUACAUCAACACGGAAAAUUUACCAAAUGAGACGCAAUAAUUUGUUCCUAGGCCAUCGGGCGCACCUCAUUUGUAAAAAAACAUUUGACGCAAAGACGCGUCAAAUUUAUAAUAUUGCUCUUCUUGAGUGGCCUCUAAAAUUGCCCGGGUCUUGCCGGAGAUAUAGGGUGGGGAGGGCUGGGGCAUGUUUUGUCGAACCUAGUUUCCAGGAUUCCUGGGAACAAUUUUUGGGUUUCUUACGCUAUUUUAAGUUAUUUUCAAAAAUAAUUUUUAAUCGCUAUUUUCAUGAGAAUCGGAAUUUUUUAUUUUCAACAAAUACUCAUAUUCUUUAUUUUGCAUCGUUAUAUAUAUUUAAACUUUAGUACGUGUGCCAUUGCGCAAAACAAUGCUCGUUUUCUGUGAAACGAGCUACGAAUUUCCAGUAAUUUGAUAACUUGAACUAUUGAAAUAUUUUUACGUACUGUACAAUACAAUUAGAACUACACAUCUACGCGAGUAUUUAAAAUUAGAAUACAUAGAAGGAAUUUACAAAGUCAGCUUUUAAUAGCCGGUGCUUCUAGCAUAAAAACAUAAACGAGCUUCUCGGAAUUUUUGUAAAAUAUGAAUAAGUACUAUAGGUUAUGAUGUAUUUUCACCACAUCAGGAUAAACGUAGCUAUAUACAUUAUAAGGAUACAUACCCGUAGAGGAAUUUACGAGUUCUUCCUGC
Molecule: messenger RNA, 2205 nt
Organism: Dendronephthya gigantea
Lineage: Eukaryota; Metazoa; Cnidaria; Anthozoa; Malacalcyonacea; Nephtheidae
Product: RAC-alpha serine/threonine-protein kinase-like
Exons: 17
Coding region: 116-1537 (473 amino acids)
Biological process (GO): protein phosphorylation
Molecular function (GO): ATP binding; protein serine/threonine kinase activity
Source: RefSeq, a predicted model, not a curated record